AUGGCAUAUAAUAUUGAGAUGCAUCAUUUGACUCCAAAUGGGAUAGCAAAGAUUGCUCUCUUUGUUUGGGCAUUGAAAUCUCAAAGAGCAAACUUGGAUAUUGGAGCGUUUUGUAAUCUUCAUGAGAUGCAUACUCAGUUGAGAAACAAGAUGGUGGAUGUUCCACUUGUUGAAGAAAGAGAUGAUUUAGGGAAAGUUGUAAAGCGAUAUCCUUUAGCUGCAAAGAUGAAUGAAGAUUUUGUCUCCGCUGUUGAAGUUAAGGCCAUUGAAAUUCUUAGCAAGUUCUUGAAGAAAGAGAAAGAUUUGAUGGACAUAAUUCUAGGAAAGGAUUACAAGCGUCUUAAUAGGAUUUUUGACAUUGCGCAGAUCAAAUAUGAUGAAAGGCUAGCACCAGCUUAUACUCGUACUAAGAAACCAAGUAUAGAAAAUGUUACAAAGAAAAAGAGGGGUGGUGGUCAGCUUGCUAAAAAAACUUCGAAGAAACGGAAGACUACUGCUCCUUCUAGUUCUGAAAAGUUUGGGGGAAGUGAUAAACAUAUGGGUCAGGAGACUCUUAGUCAACUGGCUUGUGAUGAAGAGGUGAGGAUGAUUAGUUUAGUUUUUAAUUCUACCAUUACAAAGAUCCUGUAG
Molecule: messenger RNA, 630 nt
Organism: Miscanthus lutarioriparius
Lineage: Eukaryota; Viridiplantae; Streptophyta; Magnoliopsida; Poales; Poaceae
Source: the annotation of a GenBank genome assembly